This is a messenger RNA of Fusarium tjaetaba, 1806 nucleotides long. Its product is annotated as TOB3 (member of AAA-ATPase family). Gene Ontology annotation, molecular function: ATP binding; ATP hydrolysis activity. Lineage: Eukaryota; Fungi; Ascomycota; Sordariomycetes; Hypocreales; Nectriaceae. The record is from RefSeq and is a predicted model, not a curated record. Bases 1 to 1806 code for a protein of 601 amino acids. The transcript has 3 exons.
AUGGCACUGCGCAAAGCCAAACCUGCUGGCAAGUCCAAGAAGAGUCGGAAGAAAAAUAAAAGUCUACUCAAGGACAAGAAACAGCAUCUUAAGAUACUUAUCAAGUAUCUUGACCAUGACUUUGAAAGCACAAAAGAAAGCCUCUAUCCCAUGCUUAAGAAUGGCCUCAUCACAUUUGAGCUACUUUGGGCUUUGUGGAAACCGGAUACACUUGUCUAUGCCACAACGUACGGAAACGCAAGCGAGCCACGAGUGUUCAAAGUCGAAUCAGCGAAUUUACACCACAGCGUUAUGAGAGGCAGUUAUUAUCACAUUGAAGGUAAAUACAUGGAAUUCGAUGGCAAACGCUUUGGUUAUGGCAACACCUCAGUCGAGAUAGACGGGUUCCAAGGCGCCAAGAAGAUCAAGAGUCUUCCUUGUUAUCCGCUUGAAUACCACCAUAACGAGCAGAAACUCCGACUUGACUUGAUUGAAAGAGGCAAGAAGUUUGCGUCAUUGAGCGGUGUUCACUACAAAAGCUACAAGGGUAUUGCCUUCAUGAAGCGAAGAAAUGGCUCGGUUAUGAAGUUUAACAUCCAGUCCAGCAGAGUCAUGAUCGACCCGACUAUCUUUAGGAAGACCAACCCCAACUACAGCGUCUCGACUGUUAAGCCCAAGGACCCCGAUAUCAUCGAAGAAGAGACUUCGGAAUCGGAUUCCGGUAACUGUGCGUGUGGCUCAGAUUCGGAGGGUGCAGGAAUGGUGAAGUUUGUCAAGAAAGUCUACAAGGACGAGAACGGCGACGUACAUAUGGUCAGCUUUCCGAAAAGCUUGGUCAAGGAUGAGCCCGGAAACACCGAACUCGAUGAACUCCCCUCCAAAAAUGUGGAGGGGGAUGAUGACGAAGACGUGGACACCGUCGAUUUCACGGAUGAGGAUUAUCUCAUUGCCUCUCCGGUGGUACUUGGUUUCUCAUUUUCAGAAAAACAAUGGCUAGAGCUCGCCGUUUCCUGCGUCAAUGAAAUCAAAUGGAAUGAGAAGGCGUGGGACUCCCUGGUUCUGGAAGAUGGCACCAAGGACCUGAUCAAGGCCCUUGUGAAGUCACGCAAGUAUCACGCGGCUAACACUAUCGAUGAUGUUAUCCAGGGCAAGGGAAAGGGACUCGUCACCGUCCUACACGGACCUCCUGGAACUGGCAAGACACUCACGGCUGAAGGAAUCGGAGAAUUGCUUCAAUGCCCACUUUAUAUGGUAUCGGCUGGCGAGUUAGGAACAGACUCGAGGUUUCUGGAGGCAGAGCUGCAAAAAAUACUGGACAUUUGCCAUGCUUGGGGUGCUAUCCUCCUUCUGGAUGAGGCAGACGUAUUCCUGGAAAAACGUAACAUGCACGACAUCCAUCGCAAUGCCCUUGUGAGCAUUUUCCUUCGGCAGCUGGAGUAUUUCCAGGGAAUUUUAUUUCUCACAACGAACCGAGUAGAAACCUUCGACGAAGCCUUCCAGUCCCGAAUUCACAUCGCCUUGCGAUAUGACAAUCUCAAGUCUCCUGCAAAGCGGGCUAUCUUUAAGAUGUUCCUCGACCGUGUUCAUAAGCUGGGCAAGCUCAAAGUAGAACCAUUGACCGAGGAUGAUCUGGACUUACUGUCGAAGCAAGCUCUGAAUGGACGCGAAAUCAAGAACGUGGUGGGCUCGGCUCAGGAUCUCGCCGUUAACAAGGGUGAGGCUCUUAGCAUGCGCCACAUCAGACAGGUUCUCGAAGUUCAUGCCAAAUUUGGGCGGGAUUUGAAAGGAGGAUCUGGUUAUGAGGAUGCCAUGAGAAGCUACUUCUAG